Messenger RNA from Drosophila kikkawai, 3887 nucleotides. RefSeq names its product Ulp1 (gene Ulp1). The record is from RefSeq and is a predicted model, not a curated record. Gene Ontology annotation, biological process: proteolysis; protein desumoylation. Lineage: Eukaryota; Metazoa; Arthropoda; Insecta; Diptera; Drosophilidae. Gene Ontology annotation, molecular function: deSUMOylase activity. Gene Ontology annotation, cellular component: nucleus.
UUUGAAGAUCUCCGCCUACGGUCACACCUUCAAGCAGCACGCCAAAAAACGCGAAUUUUUCAGAUGUAGAAAUUAUUUCAUAGUUUCCUUCUGUGUCUGCCUGCGUGUUUCCUUUUUAGAUCGAUUUAUAAACAUUAACGGCCACAUAUCCCAAGUGUCCCCCAGCAACGUAGCAAAACGAGAAUUCUGGUUCCAAGGAAGCGGACAUCCCCACACGCAUGUCGCUGACUCCCGAUGGUUUCGGGCAUAAUGCGUACGCUACCAAACCCAACGCAGGCCCACACGAAUCUGUAGUGCUAAGCGCAACUUACUCGCUUGCCGCCAGCGCUGGCCAGGAGGAGCAGCAGCAGCAGCAGGAGCGCCAGCUCUACAAUCUAAACCACGACUCCUACACGUCCAGCCAUGUGCCGGAAUACAAUGAUGCCGAAGAGCAAAUGCAACUGGGAACAGUAGGGGAGCAACUGCAACUGGCCACAGUAGAGGAGCAACUGCAACCGGCCACAGAAGAGGAGCAGCUGUAUCUGCCGGCAGAGAGCCAGCAGCUCGAAGUAGACUACCAGCAGCCGGAGGCAGAGGAGCCCCAGUACAAUACACAACCCUUGCUUGGACUUGGCCUACAGUUUGAGACCUACAACCAGGAGCAGCUAGCCUACCUGCAACAACAGUUUGCCUCUCAAGAGAAUUUCCUUAACGAGCAGCCACAUAUCCCACUAGGCGAGCCACAACAGGCAGCCGCCGUAUCAGAAUCGAAGGUAAAACUAGGAGCCGAGGAUCAGCUACACCAACAGCAACAGUUUACCGUUGAGGAACAGCAGCAGAAAAGUGUCUUGGGACAGAAGAAAAUCCAUCAUCAAAAAGCAGAAACUCAAUCAUCGAUCAGCCGAGAAAAAUUAUUUUUGGAUUUUGUUCAGCUUUCCAGCAGAGAGCACCAGAUCGAAGAUCUAACUGAAAAUUAUCACCUGCUGAAUCGUAUAGCCAUCGUUGGGUCUAAAAGUUUCCACAUCCUACGCGAAACCUUCAACCUGACACCAGAUUGCCACCCGGAACUUAUUGAAUCGCAAAUCUUAGGGAUCUUAAGAUUGCGCCAGAAACUGAUCAAUUUGCGGCCACUUUUAAUAGAUAAUCCCGAUCCGCUAGCCUUGCCCAUACUCAGGGAACUCCAGCUGGCCAUAGAAGGUGCCUCGCAGGUCUGCCAGGACUUGGGGCAGCAGGUGGCAAGGGUCAAUAAUAGUUGCGCCAAGUCAAGCUAUUCAAUGGGUUUGGAGCUUUUGAAUCGUAUACGCAAAGUUAUAUCUGGCUGGUAUAGGAGCAACGAGGCACAAUUGGAGCCGGAGGAGGCGGGUUCCGGAUCUGGUCCCGCUGGGGACCAACAACAACAACAACAACAGCGUGACAGCCGUAAGCGACGCAUCGCAGAGGACGAACCGCCAUUGAUCAAAUACCGUCGCGUGGACAACUCCUUUCCGCGCUUCAUACCGAAUGAGGCGGCUGCCGAGGAACCCGUGCCCAACAACAGGUCCAUGGCUGAGAGGGAAACUCAGCGGCAGUACGCCAAGCGACUGUCCAUAUUCAAUGCACCGAUACUAACGCAGCAGCGUGUUCGCAACAAUGCCGCCGACAUACAGAUCGAUCUGUCGGAUGAUGAUGAGCAGGUGCCCCUCUUUCGACCGGGUGCUUCCUAUAGACCACCACCACCGCCGGCAGCGGCAUCUGCCGCCCCGCUUGGCUCUGAUUCCUCGACCACCAUGCGUCCCCAAAUGCUGUAUUCCGAUGCAGUGCGUCUGGGACAGAAUGGUUUCGCCGAAAGUCGCAUGAAUGGGCAUCCCAAUAAACCAUCGGGACAUGGCGAUGAUAGCUUGCUAAGCCAGGAGGAGCGUCGUUCGGAGCGGGAGCAAUAUCUGGCCUUGUUGCGCAAUCUUUGCUCGGACAAAUCCUCGCUUCGUGCUUUAAAUAACACAAAUCCUCCGCCGCUGCGGGUAAUUAACAGAAACGCUGAACGUUCUAGCACCUGGGGCUCCAUAUUGGCCAACAACAAGGCACCACCAGCGGGCCAGGAGCAGCAGAAGCCACAGCCGCCAAAACCGAUUAGUAACCGUGAUUUUGAGGACUAUGCCAAGCUGCUUAAUCGAGAGCAGCACAAGAACAUACCUCCACCGCCGCCGCUUAUACGCUUGGGCAGUGCCAAGAGCCUCACCAGUCAUGCCUCCACAAUAUCCAUCUCGGAGAGCAUAUCGAGUUCCUCAGAUAGCUGCUCAAAUGCCUCCGAUGAAAAUCAGGCAGCAGCUGCUGCUCCUGCUAACCUGACCAACCACAAAAUUGCUUCCUUGAAGUCAUCACCAAAGAGUGAUCAGCUAAAUACCACAGUGUCGCGUCAUGAGCUGCUGCAGCGUAGCUUGGAGAAUUGUGUUUUCUUCAAGGACACCUUUGCCGAGGAUCAUAUGAAGAAAAUUGAGCGACAGGAAAAGGAGCUGGAACAACGUCGUCAAUUGGCCACGAUUCAAGCUGAAAAAUCACGCGCCGUACGCCUCGAAUUUGAGCAGCAUUUGCGCUCAAACAUUUUCCAAAUGCGUCUAACCCACAAACCGAUUCUGGUAAUCGGUUCCAUAGAGAAAACCCAGGAGAAAAAGGAGCCCGAGUUUGUACCGCUUACCGAAGAGCACAUGAAGCGUUUCAGUGAACUGAUAAAUGGUCCUCCUCAACAGGUGCUUGUCAACAAAUUUAGUCUACAAAUUCAUCGCAGCGAUAUACGGACUUUGCUUGGCAGCAGCUGGCUCAACGACGAGGUCAUCAAUUUUUAUAUGAACCUUUUGACGGAACGCUCAGAGCUACGCUCUGAUCAGCUGCCCAGGGUAUAUGCGAUGAAUACCUUCUUUGUGCCGCGUUUGCUACAGACUGGACAUGGCGGCGUGAAACGUUGGACACGCAAAGUGGAUCUAUUCAGCAAGGAUAUUAUACCGGUGCCAGUGCAUUGCAAUGGUGUGCAUUGGUGCAUGGCCAUUAUCCAUAUGCGCAACAAGACGAUCCGUUACUACGAUUCAAUGGGUAAGCCCAACCAGGAUGUGCUGGACGCACUGGAGAUGUACCUGCGUUUGGAGUCGCUCGACAAGCGCAAGCAGCCCUUUGAUACCAGCGAUUUUAAGAUCGAGAGCGUGGCGAAUGUACCGCAACAGAGUAAUGGCAGCGAUUGUGGCGUCUUUAGCUGCAUGUUUGCCGAGUAUAUAACGCGCGAUGCACCGAUCACAUUCAGUCAGGAGCACAUGGAUUAUUUCCGCAAGAAGAUGGUCCUGGAGAUAGCCGAGGGCAAGCUGUGGAAGUAAAUAAAUAUAUAUAUAUAAAAAAUAUAAGAUAUACGCAGGGGGGGAUCCUAAUUUAUUGAAUAGCUACAUAAGUGUGUCCCAAGCAGAAGCAUAAACAUAAACACCUCUUGCAACGAUCUGUAACCUCUGAAAAUAAAACCCCUUGAGCCGGAUAUUCCAGAUAUUUUUGUCAAAUCAUCUUCUUAAUGUGUAAACAAAAGACACAAAAGCAUACAUCCAUAUUGUAACAGAGUAAAAGAGUAACUAGUUUUUCAAAUAAAACAACGGAAUCUAAAAUCGAGAGAAGUAAUACUUAUUUUUGAAUAUGAAACUGUGUAAACAAAUGUACAUGUUUUUUUUUUCUUGUAUGUGAAUUUACAACUUGCAAAAUAUGUUUUUAUUUUUUUUUUCUUAAAUCUGUAAGUUUAGGUUGUGUAAUCUUAAUUCGUAAGCUAUAUUUCAGUUAAUUCUUAUACUUUAGUUUGGAGUCUGCACAUUUGUUUAUUUUUUAGAAAUAAUUUUGUUUGUAUUUUUUGUAAGUUUAACAUAUAAUUUAGUUGGUACUAUAAUAAACUUACUUCCCACAUUUUA